AUGGUGUAUCUCUCCUCCGAGAUUGUGUUAGAAAUCCUGCAGUAUGCAGGGCACGAUAUAAUUCCCUGUCUACGGAUCAAUUCCCAGUGGUUUAACUGUGGAAUUUCCCUUGUAUGGCGACGUGCACGGUCGUGGCUCCUUAGCCGAGUCCCAAAGCACCGAAGACAGAUUUAUGCGUCGGUGAUCCGAGAGUUUAUUGUCUAUCGAGAGACCAACAAAAAUCUGAGAGAGUUCAGUCAACUUUCCUUUCCGAAAUUGGAAAUGCUACGUAUCGACUUAAAGCAGGACGACCAUGACGCCCUAGACUUUUCGUCGCUGAAAUGCUACAUGCGCCAAGGGCUUACACAAAUCGAACUCAGUGGAACAUUUGACCCUGAAUUACUUAGUCUUAUUCAGGUUUCCUGUCCUAGGUUAUAUUACUUCUCAAUUAGCAGACACGAUCCCCGUCUGACGCCAGAGAUCCUCCUUGAAUUUCUUCAAAAUUACCCUGCAUUAUCGGACAUAUCUAUCCACUCCGAAGAAUUAAUCACCGGUAACAUACUCAAACAUCUGGCAGGUAGCAAGAAACUGGAAACGCUUUCUCUUGAGGGUGUCAUCGAUACAGACGCCAUUGGAGAUCUCAAUAUAUCAUCUCCUUUUAAGGCCCUGCAACACCUAACGAUAUCAGUCACGGAAGCCGCACUUCCAUCGCUGGUGGGCAUGGUCAAGUCGAUCCGGAGCUUCAACCUAACCCUAGGCGGCCCUGACCUUUCUGAGGAUUUUGACAGUGCUGCCCUUAAACAUAUCUCCCAGUUGAUUGAACUACGGAACCUGACUCUGUUGAUCUGGGGUAACAUGAGGAUCGCGACCGAGGACAUUGUGUCUCUCAAAAGCUUGACACAUUUGAGACGCUUUAGCAUCAGCGGGCUCUCUGCAAUUUCUCUGAUAGCGCCGAGACUCCAAGACACGGACUUUGAAGAGCUGUUCAAAAACCUCGGCCAACUAGAAGCCCUCAAUUUUGAUAUUUUUCGCUCUAAUAUCACGACCGACUCCCUUGUGAGCCUGGGGAAAUGCUGCCCAUCACUCCAACGCUGUGAGAUCAUGGGUAUCUAUGACAUGGCGGCUUUCAGAUAUGAAAAACUACCGUUGUUUCCAGCGCUGGAGCUUCUUUCUAUCGGGGCAUUUACCAACUGUGAACGAUUGUUCUCGUACAGCCGAGCUUAUGACCACGUCCGACAAAUCGAGAAACACUUCCCGAAUCUACAAGAUCUCGGUUGUACGUUCCGAACGUUUCCAAUUGUGAAGGAUGAACUCCCAGAUAAGAUCGUGCAGUUAUGGUGGAGCAGACAAGAAAAGGCCAGAAAAGCCAAGCCAUGA
This is a messenger RNA of Aspergillus pseudotamarii, 1356 nucleotides long. RefSeq lists its product as uncharacterized. Gene Ontology annotation, biological process: SCF-dependent proteasomal ubiquitin-dependent protein catabolic process. Bases 1 to 1356 code for a protein of 451 amino acids. Lineage: Eukaryota; Fungi; Ascomycota; Eurotiomycetes; Eurotiales; Aspergillaceae. The transcript is spliced from 2 exons. The record is from RefSeq and is a predicted model, not a curated record. Gene Ontology annotation, cellular component: SCF ubiquitin ligase complex.